Molecule: messenger RNA, 9267 nt
Organism: Lytechinus pictus (painted urchin)
Lineage: Eukaryota; Metazoa; Echinodermata; Echinoidea; Temnopleuroida; Toxopneustidae
Product: sodium- and chloride-dependent glycine transporter 1-like
Exons: 15
Coding region: 718-3105 (795 amino acids)
Biological process (GO): sodium ion transmembrane transport
Cellular component (GO): plasma membrane
Molecular function (GO): protein binding
Source: RefSeq, a predicted model, not a curated record
GAUGAGAAUAUUAUUUCCAUUCUACUAGGUUGGAGGUGGAGCACUCGGACAAAGAAUUUGAUUUGUCUACUCCAACCCGGUUACUAACUUCUGUUUGUAUUAAACGGCUCAAACCCAAUUCAACAAACUAUUUAGGGGAAUUGUAUGGACGAAAUGACACUUUUGAAAUGCUUGGAAGAUUUUUCAUCAAGAAUAAAGGACAUUUGGAUUGAAAUCUUCAUGAUUUGAGGUGCAUUGAAGGUAUCGAGGAAUACCUAUAAUUCGUACGACUGCUUAUUUAUCUGUCUGUAAGGAUAUCAAAGAACAUCAAAGUAACCACUGGACGAUGUGAUCGUCUGGGGCUACUCUUCUUCACCGAGAUUUAACUCUUGACAAAGAGUUUGAAGUUUUGCCACUUCAAAUUUGCGAUAUCUGGUUGAUGUUUGUACCUAAAAGGAAUCUUAACUUGGAAUGUCGACUAUUUGAUACCUAUCAACAAGCCCUUUGCCUAAUUUCUUGCCAUUUCUCCACCCUGUAGUUCUGUUCCAGAAAUAUGAGAGGUUUACUUUUUGAUAGUGAAUUGAUAUAGUGUAUACAUUUGAAAUUACGUACGAUUUUUGCCGGUUCGCUUUCUGGAACAUAACUAUAAAUGAUUUGAGGUCUGCAACUCGGAACUCUAUUGCACUGUGCUAACUAGUGCAUUUUCAAGGAUAGUAUCCUCAAGAGCUGUUGAACACAAUGAUUAAUUCCAGCAUGGAGGUAGUCGUAUCAACCGAUACGGAUGAUGUUGAUCUUUCUGAAGAUGCUAUGGGAGAGGUCAACCCAAUCCCUAUUGACAUCGAAGACGAGGAGAGGCUAAGGGUGUCGCCGUCGAGGAAGUCCCGACUCUCUGCAUCUGACCUCAUCAGCGUGUCAUCCUUACCAGACUCUGUCUUACCCCAGGAUCCCGACGUCUCGAUCGCACCGUCGAUCACCAGCUCAAUGAAACCACAUAUCUCUAAGUCGGUCGAAGAUCUCCUGAUCAGUGCCGACCUAGAGAAUUGUCGUAAUCGGUUGUCGAGACAUGGGUACGAUUCGAUGAGGAGUUUGAGAUUGGCAUCUAAGGAAGAUUUAGUGGAGAUAGGCCUACCCAGGGGCCAUGCUGGACUUCUUGUAUAUGCUAUUGCUCAGGAAGAUAAAGGACACGGUCCCGGCAAGGGUCUGACUCAGAUAGAAACGAGGAAGCUUGAAGAUCAAGUCUUAACACCCAAAGUUUUAACUUCUAGCGAAGCGAUCUCCGCCAUGAGUGAAAAGGGCGACUACAAAGUAGUGCCAGGAGGCGGAGCAAACGAUGUCGGGAAAGACCUCGGAGUUAAAGACCCGAAGGCGGCCGCUCCCGACCGAGAAGGAUGGGGAAAGAAGCUGGAUUUCCUCCUGGUCUGUAUCGGCUAUGCCGUUGGGUUGGGAAAUAUCUGGCGAUUUCCUUACCUCUGCUAUACCCAUGGGGGAGGUGUAUUCCUGAUCCCCUAUUUUUUAAUGCUGUUUCUGGCUGGUAUGCCUCUUAUGUUCCUGGAGCUAGCCUUCGGUCAAUAUGGAGGCGAAGGACCAAUCACCAUCUGGAAAGCAUGUCCCCUUUUCGCAGGUAUCGGAUGGGCUAUGGUGAUGAUCUCAGGCAUGGUGGCCAUCUACUACAACAUCAUCAUGGCGUGGACUGCACUAUUCUUCGUGCGUUCGUUCACAUCUGAGGUGCCAUGGAAAUCAUGCAACAACACGUGGAACACGGACGCAUGUCAGGAAAACUCAUCCGUUGCCAUGGAUAUGGGUUUGAAUGAUACCAAGCGCCCGUCCCAGGAGUUUUACUACAACUAUGUAUUAGGUGUUGACGGUCACAAUCUAGAUGACAUGGGUGCUAUGAAAUGGGAGCUUGUUGUAUGCCUUCUCUUCUCCUGGAUCGUCAUCUUCUGCUGCAUCUGCAAAAGUGUGAAGAGCUCUGGCAAGGUGGUAUACUUUACUGCAACCUUUCCCUAUGUGAUUCUUACGAUCCUUCUCAUCCGAGGCGUGACUCUACCAGGAGCAGAAAUUGGUAUCAACUACUACCUAUCACCUCGCUGGGAGAAACUCAAGGAAACUCAAGUGUGGGGUGCAGCAGCAACACAGAUCUUCUACUCUCUUGGACCUGCUUGGGGUGGAGUUCUUACUUUCUCCAGCUACAACAAGUUCAACAACAAUUGUCUUGUUGACGCGAUAUGUAUCCCCUUAAUCAACUGUUUGAGUAGUUUCUACGCGGGAUUCGUAGUCUUCUCAACGCUAGGAUUCAUGUCCUAUAAGACUGGCAUCUCAAUUGAUAACGUCGCAGUCAGAGGUCCAGGUCUUGUUUUUGAGACUUAUCCGGAAGCAAUUUCCCAGAUGCCCGUUGCCCCUCUCUGGGCUAUUCUCUUCUUCUUCAUGUUCUUCCUUGUCGGACUUGAUACACAGUUCGGGAUGGUGGAGACUGUUGUGAGUGGACUGGUUGAUUACUUCCCGAAUCAUUUGAGAAAACAUGGCACCUUAGUUGCCCUUGCAGUCUGUGUGUUCUUCUUUCUCCUUGGACUUCCCAUGGCUUCUCAGGGUGGAAUUUAUAUGUUUGAGUUGAUAAACUGGUACAGCUGUUGGAUAUCCCUCAUGUUGGUGGGCUGCUUUGAGUGUUUGGCUGUUGUUUAUUUCUAUGGUGUACGUCGUUUCAUGGGUGAUAUCAGACGUAUGGUUGCCGAGUACACGUGGAUGCAACCUGUUCUGACACCACUCCUUUACUGGUAUUCAAGUUGUUGGCUCGUCAUUACUCCUGCCAUUAUACUGUUCAUAACAGUGUUUGGAAUGAUCAACUACGUUCCUGUUUACUUUGGGGACUAUGUCUACCCUAAGUGGAGUGAGGUGCUUGGCUGGCUAAUGGCCGUAGUACCUCUACUGACCAUCCCGCUUGUGAUGGUCAUCAAGCUAUGCUUUGCUUCAGAAGGAGAUAAUUAUGCUCAGCGUUUCCUGUUUCUUCUCAAGCCAACACGUGAUUGGGAAAACAAAGAGAAACGGUUUCAAGCCAAGACCCAUCUACCACUGGCAUAUGAGAAAGAUGUUGAGCUAGACUCCCUCAAAACCAACGGGAUGUAUGCGUAAGAAGACAAUGGAAGGAGUAGUAUCUUUCUCCUUGCCGAUACCUAGAAGAAGAUUAAAAGACAGGAAUGUUGUUUGUGUGUUAGAAUUUAGAAGCUGAAGUUAUGCUCUUUGGAUUUUUUCUUUUUUUGUCUUUUGUGGCAGUGAUUUUAAGAGGGAAUAUGACUUGUCCCGAUUUAAAUCAUGAUAUAUCAAGAUGGGAAUAAUUCUUCUUGCCUGUUUGUACAUGAAAGAGAAUGUUAAUAUCUUGAUUUGUAACUAUAUCAGAUUUUAAUCUCGCCAUAUGUAAUUAUACAAAAGAGUAUUUAAUCUCUUUGAUUGGUAAUUAUACAAGGGAGGCUAUUAUCUCUCGAUUUGUAAAUAAUCAACUGGGAAUGCUAAUCUCUCGGUUAGUAGAAUAGAAAGGGACCAUACUGAUCUCUCAUUUUUAAGAUAUAGAUGCGGAGUAUGAAUCUGCUUUUUGAGGAAUUUUGAAGGAUAGAAUGGGAGCUUUGCAUUCCUGAUUUGCAAAAUAUCACGGAAUGAUUUACUCCAUAUUGCAUGCCAAAGAAUAGUUUCUUAUUAGUAGAAGAUGGAGUUAGCUUUGCAGCAGAUCAGCUCAAAGGCUAUGUGAUAAAAAGGUGAAAUUAAUGUUAUUGUGUUGCGUUUGGGAAAAGACUUCUAACUGGGAAUAAUUGAAGUACUCUUGGAGAAGUGGUAAGGAAUCAACGUUCUCAGGUACAAUGAUACGAUGAUUUAUACUCUUGAUGACAAGGAUGUUUGGGGAGGGUACAAAUAAUAAACGAUGUAACAAUCAUGGGUUCAAAGGUUUUAACUUUUAAUAAGAGAUGAAUGAAAAAAAAAUGAGAAGGGGAAAUACAUGCUUUUGAGUUCUUUCAACAUUGAAGAUAUCUGACUUGUGUCAAACAAGCUCUUUAGUCUUUACUCACUCCACUUUACUGUAACAUUCUCACGAAGGAGUUGAAAUGCAAUGAACGAUUCCUAUAAUUGAAUAGAGAGAGAGCUCUCAACAUUUAUUUCGACCUUUACAUGGCAAUUUGUGACAGUUUUAAUAGACAUCUUCCGUUUGAAAUAGUAUAGAAUUUUAUGGUGUUAUACAUGUAUUCUAUAUUACCACACUUGAGUUCAGGCUAUUUUUUGGAUAGUGUUUUGAUUUGUUUUUCAUUUGAAUUAUUCAUGUUUGGAUAUGACAGUUAUACAGUAUAAUCAUAGAGCCAUGAUACAAAAAUAUUUUAUUUUAUUCUUCCCUUCUUCCAUUACAAAGAGUAAUUCUUCCAGGGAUUUUAAACUGAUUCUACACAUGUUUAUUAAUGGAUUAAUCAUGAUUGAGAUCUUCUAUGGAGAAUGGAGGUAGAAGGAGAGAGAUAAAGUGCUAAACUCUGACCAAAGGCUCAUUAAAGUUUGAUUUGAGUCCACUCAUGUCUUAUCAUACUACUUAUACAUUCAGAGACUAGUUCAACCAUGGUUUGAAUCCUUGGUUCAACUAUAUAUAUAAGUCAUUGAAGCAGGAGACUAAAAUUCUAGUAAAUAACAACCAAUAUAACAGCAAGACAGGUUUUCACAUAUGGCUUUCCAUACUUUAUACCACUUAUGUAAAACCAUGGUUUAAAUUUAGUACCCUAUUGUAAACAAGAAGUUAUUAUUGCUUUAUAUUUAUUGUCCAUAUGUAUAUUUUAUCAGGUUAUGUACAAACUUAUUAGUUUACUAUGUUGUUAUUUUGAUUUUGUCUGGCUUCCUCAUUUUGUAAUCAAUGUAGGCCUACCGUAUUUACAACUCGGUUAUCUUUAAAAAAUAUAUUAGGUGGAAACAUCGGUUUCUAUGCAAACUUUUUUUUACUGUUAUUAAUUUUACUAAAGCAGUAGUAAUUUUAGUAGUAAUGAGUGGGGGAACUUUUUGCCAACAAAUAUCCACCAUAUGUAUGGGUGGCAUUACUCUACAAUGAGCAAAGGAGAUUUUGAACCUUAAUGUCCUAAGAAAUGCAUUUUAAAAUGUGUGUAAUGAUGAGGUAAAUAGUUGUUUUGGUAGGUGCCUUUUGUGAUACCUAAUAACUUGUGCAAUCAGAAACUUCUAUUUUAGAAAUCCGAUUUUGCUGAACUUAUUGUUAUAUAUUGAUAAGUGCCACAGUAAUGAUACAUAAGUUAAAAAAUGACAUUACUUGUUUUCUUUAAAAUUGGAGAUUGAUACACCAAAGAAGAGUAAUCAUGAAAACAUUUUAUAAAUAUGAACUUCCAGUAAUUGUUCAUAAUUAUGAAAUUAUACAUGGCUUACUAAAGUAAUAGAGCUUUCGCUUCUACCUCGAGAUGAUUUAUUACAAUAUCACAUUCUUAUAUCACUUCUAGUUUAUAGUGAAAAAUAUUGCUCAAUUAAUAUCUCUCACUCCCGGAUCUCAAGAUUAUGGUCUUGUAUUCAUUCACAGGAAGAACAAAGGGAAGAAAACCAAGAGGAGAUUUCACGGGAAAAGAUUACUCUUAAAUUAUGAUCACUAUGUGAUUUUGAAGAAAUCUUUUUGCGUACACAGUCGCAAAUCUCUGAAGCAAUUUCUUUUUUAAAUGAGAUCUUUUAUUUUUGGGCAACUGAUAUUUCUAUCACUUCUAUUGAUGAUAUGACUAGUGAUCAUGUUAUUAUACUUCUCAUGUCAUGAUAUAUUGUCAUUCAGUAAGCCCUAUCGUAUACAGAUUAUAUACUAUGAUUUAUUAUCACAAGGUUAUUAUUAUAUAAAAUGGAAUAUUAAUGAUAAACAGGGUGAUUUAGGCUGCUAAAUAUGAAUUCAAUUUUUAUUCAGGGUAGUACUAUCAAUUUUUAAGUCAAAUUUUCAUUUAUGUCAUAUUUUCAAGAAUAAAAAAGGGAAUUAAGGAGGAUGAUUUUAAACAAGUUUUAUUCAAAGUAUGUAAUGGGUGAAUGUAGACUGCUUCCUGUCUCAAACAUACACCCCACACAUAUUCUUAUCUGAGUUUUCAAAUCAGUACUUUGCUAUUUAUGGCAGAAGCAAAAUGCAUCAUAAAAAGCAUAUUCACAGUCGACAUGUCACUUUGUUAAUCCAUGACAUACAUGAAAAUUCGUGGAGAGGUUCUGAUAUUACUUCUUUUAUCACCUUACUCUGUUUCAUCCCUAAAACAUGUCAUUGUGAGUGUGAUUCUUAUUUUUCCUCCUUUCUCAAUAACAGUAGUCUGAACAAUUUCCAUUUGUUUCUAUGCAAAUGAAAAGUAAGAAAGAGUACUUGUUUAAGUCUUUAAAUUAUGUGAUAUAUCUAAUAAUCGUGCCUGUCGUGAUCACUUGUCAAAAGAUAGUAGUAGUGUUCUUUGUUUGAUAUUGAAUAUGCGCUUUUAGAUGAAGAGAUGCCAUCAAUGUGAAUUUAUGUAGUGAAAAAGUCGUGUAUGCUUUCUUGACUUCUUUUAUUAUUUACUGGAAAUCCCUAGUUGCAAUGGCCAAGCAUGGCAAUGACUAGACUUUAUAAUAGUUUUUAUUCUUUGAAAUUAGAUAAGCUGAAUGAUGUGCAAGGAUAUAGGAUUUAUACUAUGUUAUUCAAAUAGAGAAUGAAUGAUCUGAAAUAACUUAGAAUCCGUAAGAAGCAUGGCUAUUUCAUAAUGAUGACUCCUAAUAUGACUUAGAUGGUAUACUUUGUUAUUUCAAGUUGACUUGACAACAGUGUCAUGUCGACUUGAUUAAUUUUGAAAGUCAACAUGUCUACAUAACGGCAUGACAACAUGUGACCAUUUAGAAGUGGACUUGAUGUACUUCAUGUCACUGUCUUUCAAGAUGAUAUGAUAAGAUGGAAUGCCAAAGAAAGAGAUUAGUGCUUUGAUUAGGGCAUUAUAAUUGGUUAGUCUCCUGUCCAGCGGUAAAUGGAAGCAGGUGUCUAGUGUCUUAAUGGUGUUAUCAGAACUUAAUACUCUGAAAAUGUGAUCACAGAUAUGAUUUGAUUUUGUCUAGUUAACUUCAUGCACCCAUAAAAAAGUAAUCCUUUGUAUAAAUCGUUAUUGUAACUCAAAGAUAUCAAACCUGAUAAUGAAAACGGGGCAUCCAAAGUAUUUUGAUAUGUUCAUCCAUUCCCAUUAUGCUUAUUUAAUAGAAUUAUUUACUCAUCCUGGCUGUUCACAAUGUAUGGUAUCAUUGUUAUGCAUCAACGUGCAUUAUAUUUUUCAUAUUAUGUUUAAACUAUUCCAUUGUAUACGGUGAGACCCAUCUUGAUCACAAUUCAUGACCCUUCUUUGGGAACAUGCAGAUUUUUUGUUAAAUAUAUUUAUAACAGAAUAUUUUGUGUAUAUUUUGAUGAUAAUUCAAUGGAUGAUGAUCUCUAUUGUAUAUGGAAGAAAUUCAUGAAAAGAAUCGAAUUCCCUGAAGAUCACAUGAAGUAAUUUUUAAUUGUUGCUUUAUAAUCAACAACUACUUAAUUUUAGAUUCCUUUGAAACAUUCUUCCUGGAAGAUGUAGAGCAAACGCCCAUUAUUAUUAUGAUUAUAUUUUACAUAUAUUGUUUGUUUUUCUGUAAAUAUUUCUACAAGUUUGUGCUACAGAUGGGGAUAAGCAAGAAGACGUACGCUGUAUAAGAAAUCAUCUUUAGAUCUGUGUAUUAGAUUUUGUUUUGAGCAAUGGAGGCAGAAUAUCAACUAUAAUACUUUUCUUUUUAUUUUAUUUUAUUUUUUUCACCAUUAUAUAGUUGUUAAGAAUUUCCAUGAAUUUAGCAAGUUUCGUUGUUGUUUUAACCUAUGGUAGUACUUAGGCUCGAAUUUACUAAAUUUUAACAAUGUUUGGAUAAAAAUUUGAUAAUAGAAUUUAUUUACCACAGCUUACUCGACAUGCUUCAGACUAUCAAUCUUGAAUAAUAUUUCACAUUUUAUUUGACCCAACGAAAGUAGAGGGCCUCUACGUUCAUUGAGCUGACCAUAGAUGAUAAGAAAUAAAAAUAUGGUCACAUCAAUGCCAAUGCUGCUGAGAUCUUGUGAAUGAUAACAAGAUCCUUGUCUAGAUUCUGUGUCGAUAUAGCCAAGUUCACACUUAGGCUUCAUCACUGUCACUGAAUCAUGCACAUGAGCCAUAAACAAAAUGUCAUUCCCUCAAUUCUAUUUUCAAAUACUUACUUCGCUUAUUUCAGUAAUAUAUUUAAUGUAAACGGAAACCAAAGGUUGAUUUUUAUUUAGAUUGAUUCCAUGUUUGAACUGGUUGGCAAGAUAUAUUUGAUGUGUGUUCUUCCAAAUUCCGAUCUUCUCUUUUAUGUUUAUUGCUCUUACCAAUUUCAUAUGUAACCCACCCCCAUGUUCUGAUUUAUAUUAUGUUUCCAUGUUUCAUUUUUUUUGUCAUGAAUAUGUAUGAUUUGUAAUCUAUUAAAGGCAUAUGAAGGACGAAGCCUCUUGUAAACAUCAAUUCACAUUUAUAUCCACCUUCAUUUUUACCAUCACAUUUUUACAUUGAACAGUCUUUAAAAUUGUUUCCCAAUCUGAUCAAAAUUAUAUGACUAUCUAAAAGAGCAUCAAACUUCUUGAAAACCAGGGAUAGUGACAAGUACUAUUUCAAUAAUAUUGUAUAAAUUUAAGAGCGCCAUCAUUUGAAAUAGAAUGGAUAGUAUCGAUUUAUUCAAAAUGAUAUGAUUGUCAGGAGAAGUAUAGUCGGAUGCAGAGUUGUAAGUUAAUUUUGACAAGUGUUGCUCGUAAUUGUACCCUUUUUACCUUAAUUAUAAUAGUCCAUAGAGAGCGGCCUUUUGUAUCAAAAACAUCUUUAUUACUUAUUAUUUCUUAUUAACACAAUGAAAACUGUAAGGGGUAGUGAUCGUAGAAUAUAAUAGUACUUAUACAUGACGGACUUUUCAUAUUCAAACGCUUUAUAAGCGACGUUGCCGUCCAUAUACAAGUUGAUUAUCUUGUAUGUAUUUUGUGACGUUUUUUUGUGGUGAACAAAAUCAAUCUUUUUUUUUUCUUUUUUUUUCCACCAGGUAAUAGACAUCCUCGAAAUACAUGUUUGGGAGUUUCUCUACCCAGUUGAGGCAAACGCAUUUUAUUUUCCAAGUGACAACUUAUACAUGUGCUUUAGGCACAUGUAUAGCUUUGAUAUUUUGAUGUUCUAUAAUAUUUUGUUGAUUUUUUUUUUAAAUUCUGAUUGUCUUUAAUAUUAUGAGCGUAGUAGUUAAGAAAGUCAAGCCACUUUGAACAAUAAAAAGUCCUUCAGACAAAAA